Molecule: messenger RNA, 2166 nt
Organism: Oenanthe melanoleuca
Lineage: Eukaryota; Metazoa; Chordata; Aves; Passeriformes; Muscicapidae
Product: mucin-2-like
Exons: 6
Coding region: 250-1719 (489 amino acids)
Source: RefSeq, a predicted model, not a curated record
CCGAGGGGCGCGGCUCCGUCCCGGCCCCGCCCCCGGCGCGCCCCAGGUGCCGCAGCGAUGGCCCCGGCGCGCCCCAGGCGCUGCACCUGCCCGGGGGUGUUGUCAGUGCCCGCUGGUGCCUCCCCUCCCUGCCCCGGGAACAAGGAAGCGGCUCCAACCGCCUUCAGCCAUCACUCGGCAGCGUAGUUCCCUGCUGGCACCUUCCCCACGCCCUGUGUGCUCAGGUCCCCCAUCUUGCGAGGCGCUGGGAUGCCGGCUUUGGACAUGGCUCGGGGUACGGGAGGGCUGCCCCUGCUGCUGCUGAGCCUUGCCGUGCUGGAUCUCCCGCUGGAGACCAUAGCACUGCUGCCCAACACCAGCUCAAGCACUGCAGCCACCUUCCCUUCCUCUCGUCCUGCAACCUCUACCCCAAAGAUGCCAAUGGAUGCCUUCACAGCCAAUGCUUCCACAGCUCAGCAGAGCAGCCUGGCAGCCUCCAACAUCACCAUGCCACAGGCAAAGGGCAGCACAGCUCACAGCACUCCUGUGUCACCUAGGCUGGGACCCACCACCAGCACCACCCCAGCACAACUGGGACCCACCACCAGCACCACCCCAGCAGGGCUGGGGCUCACCACUACCAACACACCAACUCCAACCUCCAUGGCCAUGACAUCUGACUGUGACAAGACUCCCACUUUCACAUCUGUGGGGACCAGCACGACCCUGGCUGCCAGCUCAUUUGGAGUUGAAAUGAGCAUGCUGCCUCCCCCCACCUCUUCUCUUCUCUCCUCCACCGGGGUGGGCACCACGCUUGGCACCAGCACCCACCAAGGGCCAGCCAUGACCACACUGCUUGGCAGCACAUCCCUGGGGACCAGCACCACCUCUGCUUCCAUCACCAGAGAAGUGACAGACACUUCAGAUGGGCCCUGGAUGGUCCUAUCAGACACCAUGGCCUCCCUUGCUACCACCACAGAUCUCCCUGGGAGCAUCCCUGUCCCCAGCCAGCCAGCUGGGACCACACCUGGGACCAUCCCUGGUACCUCCACCCCAACAGAACCAGAGACCCCCAGUGACACUGCAGAGACCACUGCCAUGGGUGUGACAGCAACUGUGUCUCCACCUCUCCCUACCUCCUCAACACCUGUGGAGAGCUCAACACUGCUGCCUGCCACUGACUCCACCACCACAGCCACCUUCCUUUCCUCCAGCCCUGACACAGAAGCCUCCACCCCAGAGGAGUCCAGCACAUCUGAAGAGACUGGCAACACCUCACCUGCCAGUGUGCCUCCUCCCACCACAGCUACAGAAGAUUCAGUCGAGUCCUUGACAACCCUGGCAGACACCACAGCCAGCCUUGCUAUCAGCACAUCAGACCCCAUGAGCAUCUCCUCUUCAGCUGACCCAGACGAGACCACCCCUGACAUAUUCCCCUCAACCAUGGAGUCCACUCCAGGCACUGAGCUCUCUUCCCCUGCCACCAGCUCAGCCCAGACCUCAGAGGCUACCACCCUCAGCACGCCUACAGACCUGGCAGUGCUGCCGACAGCCUGCCCCUCUGGCUCGUCCAACACCAGUGCCUCUCAGCUCUUUCUGUCACUGAGGUUAACCACCCCUCUGGACCUGGGGAACACCACGGUGCAGGAGCAGGUGUUGACCAAGCUCCGUGAGAACCUGCAGACAGAGUUCCCAUGUGCUGGCCUGUCGCUGGCAUGGCGAGGGAAGAGGAGGACUUGACCACUGCCCCUCGCCUGGACUGCCAAGCCAUCUGCUCCCAGCUCCUCACUCCAUGGUGGUGCAGGCCCCUGGGGAAUCCCAUACAGCUCCUCUUGAGCCUGGGGCUUCCUGUCCUUCACUGUGUACCCCCAGUCCCCUCCUGACCCUUCCCACAGCCUGUCUGAAGAGCCAGAGCCCUCCCACCACCCUGCUCCAGACCUGGUUCCUGUGGUGAGACUCCCUCCAGCCCUAUUGGGGGCUGGGAGAAGAGGACCCCAUGGAACUGGGCUUUUACAUCUGGGACUGAGCUGGCUCAGCCAUCAAAGCCGCCCUGGGGACAGACAAAUGGGAGGAAGGAGACCUGAAGUCCCCAGUGCUGCUGUGCCCAAGGCUCACCUGUAGUAUUGCCGACAGAGGAGAACACCCAUGCAGGGCAGUAAAUAGAAAUUCCAUGAUUUCUGUGUUGAA